AUGCGGGUAAGAUGGCGGCGGUUGGCGCUAGCGGCCCUCAGCAGCAGCAACCCCAGGCGCAGCCGCAGCCUCAGCCCCCGCAGCAGCAGCCUCAGUACACAGAUGCCUGGUAUCUGGCCCUUCUCGGCUUUGCCGAGAACUUCCGGACGGCCAGCCCGCCCAAGAUCAAGCUGUGCGUGCACUGCCUGCAGGCCAUCUUCCAGUUCAAGCCGUCGCAGCGCAUCGAGGCCCGCACCCACCUCCAGCUGGGCAGCGUCUUGUACCACCACACCAAGAACACGGACCAGGCCCGUUCGCAUCUCGAGAAGGCGUGGUUAAUAUCCCAACAAAUUCCACAGUUUGAAGAUAUCAAAUUUGAAGCAGCCAGCCUUCUCUCAGAGUUAUAUUGCCACCAGAAUCUGGUUGAUUCAGCAAAACCACUUUUACGGAAAGCAAUCCAGAUCUCUCAGCAAACGCCUUACUGGCAUUGUCGACUACUCUUUCAGCUUGCACAAUUGCACACGUUAGAGAAAGAUUUGGUCUCGGCGUGUGAUCUCUUGGGAGUUGGAGCUGAGUAUGCCAGAGUAGUGGGAUCAGAAUACACAAGAGCACUCUUCCUCUUAAGCAAAGGCAUGCUGCUGUUGAUGGAACGGAAACUGCAAGAGGUUCAUCCUCUGUUGACUCUGUGCGGCCAGAUUGUAGAGAACUGGCAGGGUAACCCCAUACAGAAAGAGUCUCUACGUGUCUUCUUUCUGGUACUACAAGUCACACACUACCUGGAUGCAGGGCAGGUCAAAAGCGUGAAGCCCUGCCUGAAACAGUUGCAGCAGUGUAUUCAAACCAUCUCCACGCUACAUGAUGACGAGAUCUUGCCCAGUAAUCCCGCAGACCUCUUUCACUGGCUACCCAAGGAGCAUAUGUGUGUCCUGGUCUAUCUGGUGACUGUGAUGCACUCCAUGCAAGCUGGAUACUUGGAGAAAGCCCAGAAAUAUACAGAUAAAGCACUCAUGCAGUUAGAGAAAUUAAAAAUGCUGGACUGCAGCCCAAUCCUCUCAUCAUUUCAAGUCAUGUUACUGGAACAUAUCAUCAUGUGUCGACUUGUAACAGGCCACAAAGCCACAGCUCUCCAAGAGAUUUCUCAGGUCUGCCAACUAUGUCAGCAAUCUCCCAGGUUAUUUUCCAACCAUGCAGCCCAGCUUCACACACUACUGGGUUUGUAUUGCAUCUCCAUAAACUGCAUGGACAAUGCUGAGGCACAGUUCACAACAGCACUUCGGCUAACAACGCAUCAGGAAUUGUGGGCAUUCAUUGUCACAAACCUGGCCAGUGUCUACAUUAGAGAGGGCAACAGACAUCAGGAGCUAUACAAUCUGCUGGAAAGAAUAAACCCAGAUCACAACUUCCCAGUCAGUUCCCACUGUCUCCGAGCAGCUGCCUUCUACAUCCGGGGCCUCCUGUCCUUCUUUCAAGGAAGGUACAAUGAAGCAAAGAGAUUUCUACGGGAGACUCUCAAAAUGUCAAACGCAGAAGAUUUGAAUCGGUUAACAGCUUGUUCCUUGGUAUUACUGGGUCACAUAUUCUACGCCCUUGGAAACCAUAGGGAGAGCAAUAACAUGGUGGUACCAGCCAUGCAACUGGCCAGCAAGAUCCCAGACAUGUCAGUCCAGCUGUGGUCAUCAGCACUGCUGAGGGAUCUCAACAAGGCAUGUGGGAACUCUUUGGAAGCUCAUGAAGCAGCGCAGAUGCAUCAGAACUUCUCUCAGCAGCUUCUCAACGACCAUAUAGAGGCUUGCAGCCUCCCCGAACACAAUCUGAUCAAUUGGACUGACGGGCCUCUUCCUGUGCAGUUUCAAGCUCAAAAUGGACCGACCACCAGCCUCGCGAGUCUGCUAUGAACAUAACCCAGGGUGUAAAUCUGUGGAACCCUUCGCCCUCAAACCAGGCAAACAUGAAACGGGAUUUGAAAUUGGCUUCCUAAUCAUUGCAGGGCAAACGACAGGCAGACGGCGAGGGAGUCUGCCUGCAGUGCUGCGGGCAUGGUCCAGACUCUCACCUGCUUCCCUCUGGAGAUCAGUCCGGCCCCGUGUGCUGGGCUGUUGACUUUGAUGCAAAACAAUGGUUUUGUUUGAAUGAUGUCGAUGAUGAUUCCCAAAGGAAUUGUUAUUACCUCUCCUCAUCCCAAUCGUGUUUGUAAUCUCUGCUCCGUGUAAUGUUCUCUCUGCUCCUGUUUCUAAGCACCAUGUGAUUUUUGCCCCUGUUCCCCCAGCUCCAGUGUAGGGGGUUUGGGAGCGGUUAGGGGUACAACCUCUGUCAUGCUGUACUCUCACUGCACCCCUUCACCACUGGAUGCUCGCUGCCAUCACUGGUUGCUGCGGGAACUACCCUACCUCUGAAUGGUGGAAGUACUGGGGGAGGAGUUAGUCACGGCGUAUAUUUAUAUUUACUUUGCUAAAUUGAGUAGCUUGGUGCUGAUGACGUAUUUUGCAGUGCUCCCUGUUAAUUUUGAUAGAAUGGCCGCACCCUCUGCCCAGACAACUGUUAGUCGCUUGCGAUGGAUCCGCUGCACGUUGAGCUAGUGACCACGUUGCAGAUGGUGCGUGGCAGGGACGGGUCCACACAAUCGCGCUUUCACCUGACCCUGCGAGAGCUGGACCCCAAGCUGGUUUACUGUAGCCCAGUGUUUGAGGCUGUUUAGUCAGGAAUCUCCAAUCCAUACAUGUUGUUCACAUGUUCUGCAGCUGCUGCCCCUCCCUCUCUGCUCUCAUGUCUGAUGCAAGGACUCCUUUCUCCCUCCAUCACCCCAACAUGCACACGUUCUCUCCCUCCAUUGCUCGCUUUCACUCAUUUUGCCCCCCCACCCCCCUCCCGCAGAUCCACUUCAGGACAACCGAUGGUCCUGCCAAAAACGUAUUGUUGUUCCUAUUUGAUCCAGUGAGUUGGUUCUAUUUAUUACAGUGCUUUUAUCUAAUAGAAAAAUAAUUUAUAAACUGAGAGUGGUGGUCUGUCGUGAUGGGGGUGGGGGGAGUGAAGAUGGCCUGGAGGUGGCUUCUCUUCCUGUGCACUUCACCCUCUUCCUGCCCCUUCCUCUCCUUUAUCCUCUUCCACUUCUCAUUCUUUCCACCUGCAGUUGCACAGUUCCAGUAAUCCUGGCUGUUUACUGAGCGACCAAUGUGGUAAAUUACAGGAUAAGCUCAAAGCUAAGUCUUAAUUUAAUUCAUUCAAAACAAAAUUGCUUUUAAACUGUGUUUCUUUGGCUGAAGAUGUUGGCUGCCAAACAGCAUUUUACCAGAUUGGUGUUGCAGUUCUCAGAUGUGAGUUGAAUUUAAGGCUGUAAGAAAGAACUGCAGAUGCUGAUUUAAAUCAAAGGUAGACACAAAAUGCUGGAGUAACUCAGCGGGACAGCCAGCAUCUCUGGAGAGAAGGAA
Messenger RNA from Amblyraja radiata (thorny skate), 3404 nucleotides. It is a transcript of the gene mau2, whose product is annotated as MAU2 sister chromatid cohesion factor. The coding region runs from base 12 to 1874 and encodes 620 amino acids. The transcript is spliced from 19 exons. NCBI's taxonomy places the organism in Eukaryota, Metazoa, Chordata, Chondrichthyes, Rajiformes, Rajidae. Gene Ontology annotation, biological process: mitotic sister chromatid cohesion. Gene Ontology annotation, molecular function: protein binding. The record is from RefSeq and is a predicted model, not a curated record.